Molecule: messenger RNA, 3478 nt
Organism: Pseudophryne corroboree (corroboree frog)
Lineage: Eukaryota; Metazoa; Chordata; Amphibia; Anura; Myobatrachidae
Gene: NTF4
Product: neurotrophin 4
Exons: 2
Coding region: 513-1220 (235 amino acids)
Biological process (GO): regulation of neuron differentiation; nerve development; modulation of chemical synaptic transmission
Cellular component (GO): synaptic vesicle; axon; dendrite
Molecular function (GO): nerve growth factor receptor binding; growth factor activity
Source: RefSeq, a predicted model, not a curated record
CUCGCCUCCUGCUGGGAAUCUCACAGCAGCAGGGAUCAGGUUAUAGUACAUAGGAGGCAGCAGCAAGCAGGGAGGUCUCUGUUACUGGUCUGGCUGCUAUAUGGGAGGCAGGAAGGUGCCCACUGGCCAUACCACCAGCACAAGGAGCAAGAGACCUAGCUGGGGCUAGUCUACCUUGCAUCUUUGCAGGCUGUUCCCCCACCACUGCUUUUCCUUCAUACUCUCCAGUGCAAGGAACCUGCAAGAAUGACUUUUCUCUCCCUGAUGUGGACACAGGUUCUCUCUGCGAGUCUUGGCAGCAAAGUGUCCUGAGCAGGAGCAGGGUGCCCUGUCAUUGCAUUUACCACUCUGCUUUUCCAUUUUCUUUUCUAUUUUUUUUUCCCCAUUUUCAUUUGGAGUGACAGAAAAGAGGGACAAAAGAAGCUGCAACUUUCUCCCCUGAUCACAUGUGUGCCUGGGAUACUGCACAAGUUACUCACUGCUGGGGGACGUUGUUUGAGGUGGAUUAAGUAAUGCUCCUCCGCCUUUAUGUCAUGGUGAUCUCAUACCUUUGUGCCAUCAGCGCUGCCCCCUUCCAAAACCAGAGCACUGACCGUGAUUAUGGACCAGACAAUUCCACCUACACCUCAGACCGACCACAGGGACCCUAUAAUUUCACUGAGGGACUACAUGAAGGCAUCUACCCAGACUUGUCAACCACAUAUCCCGACAUGUCUGGUAAAGAAUGGAACCUUUAUUCCCCAAGAGUGGCCCUCUCUAGUCAGGAGCCAUCAGGACCCCCUCUUCUGUUCUUGGCUGAGGAGGUAGUUGCCCAUUCAGAACCAGCCAAUAGGACUUCUCGGGUGAAAAGGGCACAGGGGUCGGAGUCUAUCAGCCCCUCUCGGAGGGGAGAUCUUUCCGUGUGUGAUAGCAUGAACGUCUGGGUUACGGACAAGCGCUCAGCUGUGGAUGUUCGGGGUAAGACCGUAACCAUCAUGUCUGAAAUUCAGACCCUCACAGGACCCCUGAAGCAGUACUUUUUUGAAACCAAGUGUAACCCUGCUGGUGGUACCACUAAUGGUUGCCGAGGGGUGGAUAAAAGACAGUGGAUAUCAGAGUGCAAAGCAAAACAGUCCUACGUCCGGGCACUGACCAUGGAUGACAAGCAGGUUGGGUGGCGCUGGAUCCGGAUAGAUACUGCUUGUGUCUGCACCCUGUUAAACAGAAGUGGAAGGACGUAAAAUUGGGGAAGGCAGAGGGUGAUCCUCACCGUGGUUUACUGUGGUUAGGGAAAGCGGAUGGAGCUCCUGUAGUUUUCCUUAAGCUGUUUACAAUAUGGCACAGCGGCCUGCAUAACACAUUCCUGGAGUCACGCCACAAACACACAAAUGUUUGGGGGAUGGAGGAGCCAUGAAGCAACAGCUGCCAUCAGGAGUGGUUUUAACGUUACCACGUCGCAAAGGAGCACGAAAACUGGAUACAAAUAGACACGCUGCCCCCGGGACUAAGGCGUCACCUCCCCGUGCUUUCUGCAGUUUAGUGCCUUUCACUUUGAAUUUGCACAGUAUAGUGAUCAGUAAAACGGAGUUUUGUUACUAACAGCCAGUACAGUUUCAGAAGCGGCACCGUGGAUAAUCACCUACGUGUACCGUUACCGGUAGAGAGGCUAAAGUAUGAGCAGAGCAAAAAAAGCAAGUAACUAUAGACCACGUUGCAAUGCAACGGUGCAAAUACAUUUAUAUGUUUUGCACGGACAGUAAAGACUAGCUGCAGGUGCAUGUAGCCCACAAAUGGUGGGAAGCUUUAUUUCUGCACUGCAAUUUAGAUGUGAGUUUGGACAAGUCCCUUCCAUAUCUAAAUCUCCCUGCACAUGAUACAUCUGCCCCACCUGCAAAGCAGCACGGUAUUACACAGGUGUAAACUGCUGUCCCUGCACAUUAUACAUCUGCCCCACCUGCAGUGCAGCAUGGUAUUACACAGGUGUAAGGUAGUGUCCCUGCACAUGAUACAUCUGCCUCACCUGCAGUGCAGCAUGGUAUUAUACAGGUGUAAGUUAGUGUCCCUGCACAUGAUACAUCUGCCCCACCUGCAGUACUGCACGGUAUUAUACAGGUGUAAGUUAGUGUCCCUGCACAUGAUACAUCUGCCCCACCUGCAGUGCAGCAUGGUAUUGCCCAGGUGUAAGGUACUGUCCCUGCACAUGAUACAUCUGCCCCACCUGCAGUGCAGCACGGUAUUAUACAGGUGUAAGUUAGUGUCCCUGCACAUGAUACAUCUGCCCCACCUGCAGGGCAGCAUGGCAUUGCCCAGGUGUAAAGUACUUGCUCUUUUUUGCUUUGCCCCCAAGACUGAAUCAGCCCCAUAAUCUGAAAAUCCGGUUUACACAUGUCUGCUAUGGACAAAGUCAGCCCAUGUUGGCAUUUUCAAUGAGAGACCUGUUUGCAUUUGAUUCUUAUUAAUUGUGUAGAAGGGAACUGCUGGAGAACGUGUGUUUAUUUUACUUGUCCCCAGGUACUAGGCAGUUUACAUUGUAAGCUAUUAUAAAGUUGUUAUUCUAUUUGUAAAUUUUAUAUAUCUAUAAAUAUAUAUGUGUAUAUAUAUUGAGAAAUAUAACUUAUUGUAAUUUUGUUUUUAUGAACCGCAUGUGACAGUCCCCCCCCCUCCCCAUCAUUGCUUCCCGCCCAUCAGAGCUGCUUUCUACCCCAUAUUUAUUACCCCUUACUCACUGUCAGAGCAUUCACCCUCAUGUUUGCCACGUACUGUAUAUCACUGUGUACAUGUGUCCAUUAGUAAUGGUCAGGAACAGACUUGGGGUAAUGGUUUAUCCAUAAAUGGGAUUAUUAUACAAACUAGAACCUCUAACCUCCUCUGUAAGAUAUCCUAUAAUUGGUUGGACUUAUUAUUGGAGAAAUAAUCACAUAUAUUCUAUUAUGUGUAUUUUUUGUUAUUUUAUCCCCUUUUUGUGUGUCAGGUACAGAUGUAUCCUCAUACAAUGUGACUUCAGUCGCGCCCUAGGUCCCGUGCAACCCAGCUCGGCGCGCUAGGUCCCGUGCAACUCAAUGUGCGUCUCAGUCACAAGGCAAUGCGACAAAACCGCUUCGUUUGUGACGUUGUACAUAUCUAAAACAAUUCCUGUGGUGUUAAAGUCAAAGCCCGGUGUCUCUGGUACAGACUGAGUGGUGUUUCGUUGUAUCUGUGAUGCAACUAAGACGCUACACCGCUCGGCAAGAAUCACUCGCGCAAGGCGUCUCGCAUAUUCAGGCUAGGUAUAUGAAUAAACAUCUGUGGGUUCUACUUAUGUUAUCACAGGAAGACGUUAUCUGGGAAGAUGUCUAUCAAAGUGUGUUCUAAUUUCUACAGCAUUGCCCCUAAUUUACCAAAAGCAAUUCCCCAUGCAAAUCCCCACUUUGAUAAGAAAUCGCCAUACAUCUCAUAAUACCAGAAAUCAUUGAGUGCAGAGCAGGGGUCUCUGUUAAGGGGGGUACUCACGGAGCGAUCG